Molecule: messenger RNA, 2043 nt
Organism: Phoenix dactylifera (date palm)
Lineage: Eukaryota; Viridiplantae; Streptophyta; Magnoliopsida; Arecales; Arecaceae
Source: RefSeq, a predicted model, not a curated record
AUGGGACUCACAAAGAAGAAACAAAGAAAUACAAGAAUUACACUAGAAGAGUUAGAGCAGAUGGGUGAAGAAGAAGUGAGAGAGCAGCUCCGUAACUUCCUAAGAGACAAAAGGCAUUUGGUCGUGAUGGAUGAUGUAUGGAGUGUUGAUGUUUGGAGACAAAUGCAUCACAUCUUUUCUAAUGGAAACAACGGGAGCAGAAUACUGCUUACUACCCGUAAAAUUGAAGUUGCAAGACAUGCCGAGCCAUGGAUUCCUCCACAUGAACUGCAGCUUUUGAACGACGCACAGAGUUUGGAACUCUUCCGUAGGAAGGCAUUUCCACCAAAUCAAGACGUCCCGACUGGGCUAGAGGCAUUGGCCCAGAAGCUUGCAAAGAGGUGUGGUGGACUUCCUCUUGCACUUGUGGUGUUAGGGGGCCUUCUGUCGAGGAAAGAUCGUAGCUACGACACCUGGUUGAGAGUAGCUCGGAGCAUGAAAUGGGAAUCUAGUGGAGAUGGGCAGGAAUGCCUCCGUAUAUUGGGUUUGAGUUACGAUGACUUGCCAUAUCCGUUAAAACCAUGUUUCUUGUACAUCGCUGCGUUCCCAGAGGACUCAACUAUCUCCGCUUCCAAAUUGGUUAGGUUGUGGAUCGCCGAAGGUCUCAUACCACAAGAGCAGACACAGACGAUGGAAGACACCGCAAGGGACUGGCUGGAUGAGUUGGUGCAGAGGUGCAUGAUCCAGGUUGUGGAGAGAAGCAUGGCUCAUGGGCGGGUUGAGAGCAUACGCAUCCAUGAUAUGCUGCGCGACUUUGGCCUAUCAGAAGCCAGAAAGGAUGGAUUUCUUCAUAUUUGCAGCAGCGACGACAAGGCAGUAUCUGAUGGUAUAUCGUGUCAUCCUGCGGCUUUCCACAGUCGUAUACAUGACGAGGUUGCUGUUUUCUCACCACAUCUCCGCACUCUGCUGGGUUUCAAUUUAGUUUUGAAAGACAGUACUGCUGCAGGAAAAUUUCUGAAUGGAUUAAACUUAGUAAGGGUGCUGGAGUUGGAGGGUGCAAGAGAUUUGAAGGAGUUACCGAAACAGAUCGGCAGCAUGAUUCAUCUACGAUACCUGGGAUUGAGAAACACUGGUUUGAAGAGAUUGCCAUCCUCCAUCCGGCAUCUCCUAAAUCUGCAGACUUUGGAUGUCAGAGACACAGGCAUUUAUUGGCUUCCGAAAUUAUUUUGGAAAAUCCGGACGCUGAGACACGUCUAUAUUAAUAUACUUGCAUUUCUAAGCGCCCCAAUAAGUGGUGAUCACAACAACUUGCAGACUCUACAAAUUGCGAACUAUGUACGUAAUAUAAAUGUCAUCAGUCUUUUCAGCCAUAUUCUAGCCAUAAGAUUCAUCAAAAAUUGGGUUACUACACCUGGCUUUACUGAGGAGGCAAUGGACAGAACAUGCGGCAGAAUGCUUGGAAAGUCGCUCGGAAAAGCAAUCGAGAAAAUGGACAGCCUCGUCUCCUUGACUCUGGAAUUUUCUCUUAUCCCUGGGGGCAUCCUUUUCGCUCAUGCACCAAACCUGCACCACCUCCGUUCGUUGAAUCUAUUUGGGCGGUUGUUACUCGGACCACAGCAGCAGCUCCCAAACAGCAAUCAGUUCCCACCAAACCUCACCAAGCUUAUAUUAUCUUACUCUGAGUUUGAGCAAGACCCAAUGCAAGUUCUGGAGAAUCUGCCGAACCUCAGACUUCUUGCCCUGAAAAGAAAUGCAUACGUGGGGAGGAGCAUGUCGUGUUCUUCUGCUGGUGGCUUUCCUCGACUGCGGCACUUGAUAUUAACGACCCUCUAUUAUUUAGAGGAGUGGAGCGUGGAGAUUGGGGCGAUGCCCAGCCUCACCCACUUAACCAUCGAUUGGUGCACGAAAUUGAAUAUGCUUCCCGAGGGAUUGCAGCACGUGACCACCCUUCGGGAGCUGAAGCUGAUUGCUAUGCAUCGUGAGUUCAAUGACAAGGUUAGAGAUGAGGAUGGGUACAAGGUCCGACACAUUGACUCCAUUACUUUUGAAAACGAGCGCCAUUGA